Messenger RNA from Neocloeon triangulifer, 2905 nucleotides. Its product is annotated as nose resistant to fluoxetine protein 6-like. Gene Ontology annotation, molecular function: acyltransferase activity, transferring groups other than amino-acyl groups. The transcript has 12 exons. The coding region runs from base 54 to 2225 and encodes 723 amino acids. The record is from RefSeq and is a predicted model, not a curated record. Lineage: Eukaryota; Metazoa; Arthropoda; Insecta; Ephemeroptera; Baetidae.
UCUGUGAUUCAUAUUAUCAAAACGUCCCACUUAGCUGCCGAGUUUAAACCAAAAUGGGAGGCCCAAUUAUAUUCUCAAUUUUCGCCACCCUGAUUUUUGGCCUAGGGAUUGUCAGGGCUGACCCGUCAUUUCAAUGCUCUUUGGACAUUAUCGCGUACCAGGCAGGAAUCAGUCCCCUUAAUCCGCAGCUAUGGGCUCUUAAAAUGCUGGAUUCUUCGACGAAACUGCCCCCGGACGGAAUUCUGCAGGGCGCCGCCCGAUUUCAAUUGGGAAAUUACGACGAAUGUUUGGCCGUGCGAGGGCCGUUGAGUAACGACGGAGUUCCCAGGUUCAAAGGAAAGUUUUGCAGGGCGCAGCUGGGCUUCAAGCAAGCUUCAAACAAAACCAUAGAUCCAAAGGGACAAUUAAUUUUAAACCAAAUGCAAUUGGCGCAAGAGAGGAUUUCGAAGAAUAUUAAUUUACGCACAGGCGUGAAUUACGUUGAAACCAACCAGCUGCAAAAUUUUAGUGACAACUUUUUGGCACAAUGGGCCGUUUGUGCACCCUCGACCUGCAACGCUGAUGGUGUGAAAAGAGUGGCGGAUUUUAAUUUGGGGCAAUUUUUCUCUCAAUUCAAUUUGGAUGUGGACAUGACGGUGAUUGAAUCUUCUUGCUAUUACGAGGACGACGGAUCUAAAGAUCUAGACACCGGUGCCUGGCUUUUCUUAAUAACCUUUAUGAUCUUCAACAUUGUAUUAAUAUUUGCGACGAUCUGCGAUUACGCGUGGCCCAAAGACAAAGAUAUGCAUGUUGUGGUGCGAGCGUUUUCACUUCGCACCAAUUUUAGGGAGUUAUUCAAACUGCCAGCAAAAAGCGUACCUCCAGGACAACUGCCCUGCCUGCACGGCCUCAGGGUGCUCAGCACCUUUUGGGUCAUUCUUCUGCACGUCUACCCUGUAGACUUUUUCAACCCCCACAUGAACCUUAAUUUGGCCAUAAAUAAGUACAUUCAUAUGUGGACAAUGGCACCUGUUCUGCAUGGGUCCCUUUCUGUGGACACAUUUUUUGUCCUGAGCGGAUUGCUUACGGUCUACGUGCCUCUGGUGGACCAGAAAAAAGGCAGGAAAUUCAAUGUCUUCAAAUACAUGAUCUACCGAUUCAUCAGAAUUACGGUGCCCCUUGCAAUGGUGAUUUUCUGCCUGACAACGGUGCUCAAAAGACUGAGCCACGGCCCUUUGUGGGACUUGGCCAUUGAGUUGGAAACAAAGCGGUGUGAGGGAUACUGGUGGGCCACCCUAGUGUACAUUCAAAAUUUCUACAAGCCUGGCGCAUCCAUGUGUCUUGGCCAGGGUUGGUACCUUCAGGUGGACAUGCAGCUGGCGUUGGUGAUGUCACCUUUCGUCAUAAUCGCAAUGCUGAAGCGGCCCAAAAUCGGUCUUACUUUGUUAGGCCUGCUGUCCUUUUUCUCAGUUGCUCUGGCUUUUUAUUACACAUUCGCCUUCAACUUGCACAUGACCAACGCAUUGACGCCCAACCCGUUGACAACCGGAAACUUUGGCACUCUGAUUUACACAAAUCCAGCCGUUCGCGCGGCGCCUUACUUGGCCGGCAUGAUUUUGGCCUACUUGCUGGCCAACAACGUGACAAUCAAGAUGAACAAAAUUUGGGUCGUGGUUGAGUGGCUGCUCAACACGGCGUUGUGUUUGGCGAUUGUCUACAUGAUCGUCAUCCCUUACAACGUCGACUAUGAGUACGAACACGUGGGGGCAGCUUUCUUUGCUGGUCUCCACAGGUUUGCUUGGGGCGUCGGAAUUUCGUUCAUAAUCUGGGCUUGCACCAAUGGAUACGGAGGCAUCGUCAACUCGAUUUUGUCAUGGAAGCACUUUUUGCCGUUGAGCAAACUCAGCUUUUGUGCCUACCUGGUGCACAUUGACAUGAUUGUCUUUCACAUUGGCCAAAAUAGGGCAAACACUUAUUUUUCAACCUUUGAAGUCGUGUUUGAAUAUCUUGGCACCUUGGUCAUGAUUAUCCCUUUAACACUGUGGCUGUAUGUUGCCGUUGAUGCCCCCUGUCAGACUAUAAUCAGGACAGCUUUUGGAAAACCAGCUAAAUUUGCGCAAGAGCAUAAUAAAAAGCAUGACAAAGAGGAAGUUGCUGCACCAGUAGAAAAAGAACAAGAGAUAAGUUCGUCCGGCUUGCAGGAAAAAGAAAAUCAAGAGGAUAUUGUGGAAGUAAAGAGCGAUUGAUUAUAAAAUAUAAAUGAGAAACAAAUAGUUAAAUAAUAUUGCAUUUGAUUAAAACAUUUAUUUUUUCUUUUUUUAAAUCAAAAUUAUCAAUUUCCGCUAAACUUUGUAUUUAUCUUCAGACUUGUUUAUCGAUUUAAUAUGGGCUUUGUUACUUAUUAUGAAUUCCAUUUAGUUAUACUGAGAAACUAAUGGUCAAUCGCAAAAAUUUAUCCAUUAGAAAAAAACAAAUCAAUACAUUAUUUGUAAAAUAAUUAGAAUUAAUUAUUUUUUUAAUUAAGUAUAGUUUUUUUCUUUUCAUUUGCUUUUUUGUAUUCUCAAUGAAUAAUUACAUCGCCCGCCACUGUAUUGUUUGGUGGAGGAAAAGCUGUAAUUAAAAACCAACGCCUGACUUAACACAGACGACAAUAUAAUAGCAGCGUUUCCAUGUAUCCGAGGCAGACACUCGCGUUGCCUCAUUCACAAUGGGAUGAUAAUAUGUGUAUGUACAAGCAAACUCACAUAUACAGCGUAUGUCUUCUCACAAAAUUGGAAAUCUCCGAGCGGGGCAAUAAUUUAUAAUAAUAAAACAGGAUAAAGCUCCCGCCGCUCGUUAUUUUAACAGCUUUUUAGAAAACAUUUCUUCUUUCUUGGUCAUGGACAAAAACUUUCGACUGUAAAAUUAAAGAACUACGGAGGCUACA